Phaeodactylum tricornutum CCAP 1055/1 is the source of this 2118-nucleotide messenger RNA. RefSeq lists its product with no specific name. Bases 1 to 1032 code for a protein of 343 amino acids. The transcript has 4 exons. Gene Ontology annotation, biological process: positive regulation of translational termination; protein hydroxylation; negative regulation of gene expression. Gene Ontology annotation, molecular function: sequence-specific DNA binding; histone H4R3 demethylase activity. NCBI's taxonomy places the organism in Eukaryota, Bacillariophyta, Bacillariophyceae, Surirellales, Neidiaceae. Gene Ontology annotation, cellular component: nucleus; cytoplasm. The record is from RefSeq and is a predicted model, not a curated record.
AUGACACAAAAACAGCCGACUCGCUUUUCAGAAGGAGGAGUAGAGGAAACGAGUGAUGGCGAUUGGAUCAGUGAUCACGCCCUCUCGCUACGUCGAGCGCUCCAGUAUCUGAACAGUGGGGUGGCAAACGCGGGUGCUCCAACGGCGAUCGCUGAAGCAAAUGUUGUUCUUUUAUUUCUCGUGAUUGGUUUCACAACGUUCCAUGGCUCAGAGGCGAACGGGUUAGAUGAGGAUGGCCGCGCGACGGAAUGCGCAACAAAGCAAAUGCCCCUCGAGGAAUAUCUACAGCUCCUGAACGACAAUACUACGUCCCAUUGUCAGGGAAAUGAAGAAAGCUACGCGAGAUCCUCUUUCUGUUCGUAUUAUUUGAAAGACUGGCAUUUGCAAACAUGGCUGGAGAUGAAUCAUCCAGCUUUACAUCCAUUGUAUGAGGUCCCCGAACUAUUUGAAACGGACGUGCUGAAUCGGUUUCUUACUCGGUUUACAGCAGGUGACUAUCGAUUCGUAUACUGGGGGCCUGCCGCAUCCGUGACUACACCGCAUGCGGAUGUGUUGAAUUCCUUUUCCUGGAGUUUCAACGUACGGGGUGUCAAAAUUUGGACUUUCUAUCCACCCUCCUGUCUACCCAAUUUUCAGGGACGCGAACUUCGCGUUCGACAAGAGAUGGGAACGUGCGUUUUUGUUCCAGCUGGAUGGAAACACGAGGUUUUCAACGAAGAAGAAACCAUAUCCAUCAAUCACAAUUGGAUCACAAGUGCCAACGUUGAUUUAACUUGGACCGUGGUGCGACAAGAAUUAGAAGCUGUCGAGCAGGAGCUGCGAGCUUGGGGAAUCGACGAUUGGGAGGCGAGGGAAUCAAUGCUGCGCGGUUGUAUUGGGCUCGAUGUUUCGUCAUUUUGCUUCAUGAUUCUGUGUCGGUUGGUCGAGCUGCGACAAAACAAAAGCGAAUUGGCGGAUGACCAUUUGGCAGCCUUGGAGAUUUCGAGCCUUCGGUCUGCCCUCUUCGUCGUACUUGAAGAUGAUUCACAAUGAUCUCAGGGAAAAAAACAACGGAGCAGUGAUUCUGUGAGAGCACCUCAGGUCAUUUAUGGAUUUACCGACCGUUUGACUUUUUUCGGGCUGUUCUGCGCUCGCUUCGCCGAUGUAGCAUUAGAAGAUCUUCCAGUGCAUCAUCAUCUAACUUGAGAAGCUCAGUCAAAAGCUCUUGUCGUCGUCCCACUGCAUCAGAUAUUUGGUCGGAUCUGUCAUCGGAAGCGGCUGUUGUACUGAAACAUGAGUACCGCGAGGAUUUCUUCGCAAUCUUUACAAUCUGUUUGUUGACAGCUCGGCACCUUAAAAAAGAAUUGGCUUCUGGUUUGACACCCAAUGCAGUUUCCAAGGGUUUGAGAUCCUUCAAAAAUAGUAAAAUUCGAAGCCGAACGUUCUCCGGAAGCUCGGCGAGAUUGCGCAAGGAUAGACUUUUGUCAUAAAAAAUGCUUGGAUUGGUCGGGAUCCCAUAGGCAAAUCCUACGCGCUCCAGCAUAGUCUCGAAGAAGGCACCACUUCUUGAAGAGCUCUCUCCGUUUAGGAUAGUUAAUGGAAGCUGCAAAUCGAUGAGGGGCUCCAUGCGAAUGUGACCACCGUCGACCCGUAAUUUGUACUUCAUCAACGAAUCUCUUUUAGUCUGCUCUACAAGCUCUGGACUCUUUUCAGUAUCGGCAGUGAUACUUGCCUUCGAUGGCCCGAGUACUACAGCCUUUGCCUCUUCGACGACUGCCAAAAUGGCGUUUUUGAUCCCCCAAGAAGUGCCAACUGAGAUCGCACCGACACGAAUACUUGCGUGCGACUGCCUAGAAUCGACAGCAAUCCCAGGCUGAAAGAGAGCAAUGUAGCGUACUUGCAACGCGUGACGCUCUCGCGAUUCGUAGGCGAGUGUUUCGAGUGGCGGUGGGACGUCAAGCAGUGCAGCAGCCGUGGAAGGCCACGGCGGUCUUUUGUGCUCUCCAGCUUCCGUGAGUAGAGUUUCAACCGUCAUUUCAUCAAAAUCCACAAUUCGUUGCCGCAAGCCAACCGAAGCCAACUGUUUCUUUUCCAUACCUUUGUAUUCCCUCAUCACAAAAUGGCCAACGUCGAAUCUCA